Molecule: messenger RNA, 1143 nt
Organism: Mytilus californianus (California mussel)
Lineage: Eukaryota; Metazoa; Mollusca; Bivalvia; Mytilida; Mytilidae
Product: thyrotropin-releasing hormone receptor-like
Exons: 2
Coding region: 23-1096 (357 amino acids)
Biological process (GO): G protein-coupled receptor signaling pathway
Cellular component (GO): plasma membrane
Molecular function (GO): G protein-coupled receptor activity
Source: RefSeq, a predicted model, not a curated record
UUUGUGUUGUACCUGCAGCAUCAUGAACUCGACUUAUUUGGAAAAUGGCACGGACACCAAAAUGAUAUCAACACCAUUAUACAUGUACCUUUGGGUGACUUUUAUGAAUGUUGCUAUGUUUAUUACUGGUUUUUUCGGUAAUACUUUAGUUAUAAUAGUGAUUCUGAGAUACAAGAAUAUGAAGACCAUUACUAACUGCUGUUUACUGAAUUUAAGUAUGUCAGAUCUACUUACUCUCACCAUAUGUCAGACUUCGGCCCUGAUGGAGUUCUUUAGUCAUGAUAGAUGGAUACUUGGAGAAGCUUUAUGUCAAAUGAUACCAUUCCUUGAGAUUCUGGUGACACAUGCGUCUAUUCUGAUCAUGCUUGGGAUAAGUUAUGGCCGAUAUUUUGCAGUGUGUUAUCCUUUAGAAAGUUAUUCUACAUGCAGUCGAACUCGUGCCUUUAUGAUGAUGGCGUCGGCAUGGAUUUUUGCGGGAAUUUCAGCUAUGCCGUUCAUAUUCAUGUCACACACCGAAACGGCAAAAUUCACAAAUGACAAUACUGAGGUGACUGUUUGUCGGACACAUAUUUCUCAGGUUUGGCAACGAAUAUUUAUCGUUGUAAGUUUUAUUGCUUUCUUUGUAAUUCCGUGCUUUAUUUUAGCUUUCGUUUAUUCAAAAACAAUAUACACAGUGAUUACAGAAUCGAAGAAAAUCGAAAAUGCUACAAAUGUAUCGAAACAAAACUCGAUGAAAUCAAGACAACAGCUAGUUGUUAUGCUGUUGAUGAUAGUCAUUCUUUUCUUUUUGUUUGUACUGCCCAUGCGCAUAGUUAUAUUAUGGCUAGUAUUCGAAAAUCCUCGUACUAUUGGAUCUCUCGGGUUCGAAGGUUAUUAUAACAUAAUUUGGAUCGCCCGAGUGUUGCAGUACACUAACAGUGCAGUGAAUCCUAUAAUAUACAACGUUUUUUCUGUCAAAUUUAGGAAAGCCUUUGCUAAACUUUUAUUUUCAAGCAAACGUCAAACACGGCAGCUUUCGUUGACAAGCAGUGGUGGUAGGACAGCUAUUAGAUACAGUUUUGUUAAAUCUUCAAUAAAAGAAACCGAAUUUCAUUGAAAACACGCCAAUAACGUCAUAAAGUUACUCUAUUUUUAUUUUUAGAG